UAUCGCCAUACCAUACAUGUCUGAAUUUGUCUACUCACAUCUUAUCGAUUUAGCCAAGACUUGGAGGUUUUCGUACAGCUCAUGCCAGCUACAUGAUAACUUCAAUAUCAAGCCAUUUGAGUAACAGUAUCAUGUAAAUUGUACAUUUAGUUGUACCAAAAUCGCUCAUGCCUCACCCAAAAUCUAUGAAAUCUUAUGCAUGUGCUCUAAAUCCCGGUUAUCCAAUUUUCGGCCAAGGCGAUUAGUAGCCACAGCAAGGCUGAAGUGUGGCCUUAACUCAAGCUCAAGGGACACCUUGGAAAUUGGUAACCUUUCACGAAAUCGACUUCCUUAUCUAGAAAAAGGCUUGAUUUGUUGUCACUGUAUACCUGUCAUCCUAUUUUAGACAAACUACGAAUAUGGCAGACCAAAUUCUUGACCAGGUUCGGGAUCUUGCCGAAGGACAAAUUGUUAGUAUACAAUCGAUCAUAUGCACUUCACUCUUAUUCCUGGGAGAUGAGAAGCUGGUUUGACACUGGUUGAAUGCUAAUUUCCUGUUCCACCUCUAGGACUUUGAAGGACAGAGACUGGCCGAAUUCUUAACAACCGCUUUACUCGCAAUAUCCGGAGUAAAUGAUCCAAUGCCCCCCAGUCACUCGGAAAGUACUGAUUGAUAGUAAUAGGCCAUUGCCUUCUUCGUAGGCUUUUUCAAACAAGAUAUUAAACUUGCGCUUGCCUUCGGCUUGCUUGGAACGGCCUUCACCUUCGCCAUAGUUGUGCCUCCAUGGCCAUUCUACAAGAGACAUCCUGUUAGAUGGUUACCUUUAGGGGGAAGGGAUGCAUCGCAAGGGAUUAUUGUGGAUGGCAAGACUGUUGGUUGAAGGAUUGCUUAAGGAUAUCUACACAGGAGGCGUCAUAGGAUUGGGAAUACCACAAAUGCAGAUAAUAUAUUGGCACAAACCAGAGCUUUGAAGUGAAAGCUACGUUGUACCGAAUUCUCGUUCUACUUCUGUGUCCAUAACGCCAACCCUGCUAGAAAUUCUGCAAGUUCCUCCAUAUUGAAUCCUUGGAUGAACCACACAAAUGAUAUUUAUGCCGCUCCUUUUGGUAUAUUAUUCUCCGCUCGUGACC
Sclerotinia trifoliorum is the source of this 1110-nucleotide messenger RNA. Lineage: Eukaryota; Fungi; Ascomycota; Leotiomycetes; Helotiales; Sclerotiniaceae. The record is from the annotation of a GenBank genome assembly.